AUGCAAGCGAGCGGGCUUCUGCUGGCGUGGUUCUCGCUCGUGCCCCGUGGCGCUGUGAUUGCGAUGGCGAUGCUUGCCUUCUUGCAGUCUGACCCUGUUGUGGGCGCGAAGUGGACUGAUAUCCAGUUCAAGGGCGCCAUUGAUUGCCUGGCAGCCAAUGGGCUGACGAUGCCAGAAGAAUUGGCCAAUCUUCAAUUCGGCGAUUUGAAGGAUGCCGAUGGCGCGACGGCGCUGACGAAGGGCGUCCUGCGGCGCGCUCUGGAUCGCGCGACGGUGGCGGCAGCCAAGGGAGAGCAUGUCGACAUCGGCGCUGGCCUGGCCCAGAUCAGCUUGAGGGACCUUCCGGAGUCCCUGUGGCCGAGGUCAGCGAAGACCGAUGCGCUGGCCACCGAGGUGCAGCGCGCGAAAUCCAGGGGAAUCGCGCGCCCGUUCAUUUAUACUGAGCUCGCGAAGUUCCAGCCGCUUUGCGCGCGCGGCGCGGGCGGCUCUCCCGACGAUGACGAGCCCGAGUCGAAAGAGGCGGCCGCGUUGGCCAGAGCGUUCGGACGGGGAACCGCGGCGGAGAGCCAGCCGCUUCUGGCGUGGACGCCAUGGCACCAAGCUUACGACGCGUGGAGCGUGGCGGCCGCGGUCACUGAUCAGAUUUCGUACACGAGCGCCAUGGCUCACAAACACGUUGUUCUCCAGGUUGCCUUGGUCUACGACCGCCUUGUGCGGAGGACGUGGGCCGAGCGUGCCGCCGCCGGCGCGGCAGGCUUCCAGGCCGCAGCUCCGCGCCAUGCUUCGGCGCGUUAUUCUCGGGCGCGCGUCGGCGCGCAGGUGAACGUUGCGGCGCUGUCGCUUGACGUCGGGCUGCUCCGCGCGGCGGAAGCGGAAUAUGAUCGGGCUCUUAAGGUUGCCGCGCCGGCCGGCAAGGGUGCAGGGAAAAGCGCCGCGGCAGCGCGCGGGCAGAGUGCGAGCGCCGCGAGCGCCGCGGGCGCCGUGGGAGCCGCGGGGGGCGCCGCCGUCAC
Molecule: messenger RNA, 1010 nt
Organism: Prorocentrum cordatum
Lineage: Eukaryota; Dinophyceae; Prorocentrales; Prorocentraceae
Source: the annotation of a GenBank genome assembly